This is a messenger RNA of Spathaspora passalidarum NRRL Y-27907, 1235 nucleotides long. RefSeq lists its product as uncharacterized. The transcript has a single exon. NCBI's taxonomy places the organism in Eukaryota, Fungi, Ascomycota, Pichiomycetes, Serinales, Debaryomycetaceae. The record is from RefSeq and is a predicted model, not a curated record. The coding region runs from base 4 to 1218 and encodes 404 amino acids.
GCUAUGGCCCAAUUCAGACCAUACGGUGGCCAUGAGCAACGAGUCGUAAGUGAUUUAUCACGGUUCGAUUAUGAAGGCGCUGGCAUCCCCCUCCGCAAACCAUCUGUCACUCCUUCCGAGAUCAGUUCAAGCAAAUUGACCUUGGAUACAAUCAUUCCAUUGUAUUCCAGCAGGAUCGAUGAGCGGGAUAAUCGAGGAUACCUGCCUCUACCCACCGUCGAGACGCCGGCAGAGCACGAACACGAUCUUUCGUCAUUGCCUGAAGUUAUUGAUCCGCCGACGCCUAAGUCGUUGGUUAGAAUUAGAAAGAAGCAUAUUUCAGUAGGUGUACAAGUGCCCCAGGACAACCCCAAUUUACUCGUUGGCCCUACACCACCUCCUAAAGAACUGGUAAGACCGCCCCGAAUUCCCGAGAACGUACCCGAAAAUGACCUACCACCUAUGCCACAACCCCAAGCAGAAAAGAGCCGGGCCCAGUUUGCCGAUGCGGAAGUAGGCAGUUUAUCAUCAAAGAGGAAACAACUUGAACAAGAUUUGAUCAAACUGGUGAUGAAUCGUCCCUUGGUUAAGUUCCAUGCUGAUCGAUUCGGGCCUGAUUUUGCCGGGAAGGAGAUUACAAUCUCGGUCAACUUCUUCAUAUACUUGUUUGAAAUCAUGUUCUGUAUUAUUGAAAUUGUCAUUUCGUCAGUGUUGUUGGAUAACGAUUCUAUGAUCCCUGUGGAUGUAUAUAGAUACUUUAUCGCUGAUGGGGUCAUGGGGUUGAUUAUAUCGUUGUUGUUGAUUUUCCAGGCUAUUACAUACGAACGAAGAAAUGGGAGCUUCUACUGUCUAGCGGUGACAAUCAUGAAACUAGUGGCAUUUAUCCUUAUUGUUUCUGUGGUGUUUCCCAGCCCAAACUAUGCGUACUUCCAAAUAUGGGAACUCAGGAGGGCAGUUGGGGCAUUCAUUAUUAUAUCCAUGUUUCUCUGGCUCACCAACUUGAUCAUGUUUGUAACGACAUUGUACAUCCUGAGGUUAAACUUGUUACAGGAAUUGAAUUUCGAUUAUAGCGAUCAGGGCUUGGACGAUAAGUUUAACAAGAGGGGCAUUGUCACUGAAAAGGAAGAGGAUCUUAAAGAGUUUUACCUCAAUGAGAAUGGUGAGAUGUUUGCAUUGACUGAAGACUGGGAAAAGGAACAAUACAAGGGGAGAAAUAAGAUAUUGGUAUAUACAUUUUAAUAAAGCGUAUCAUUUUU